AUGGAGACCGAUCUUCCGCGAUCUUCCGCGAUGGAGACCGAUCUUCAGUCUCGUCACCGUUCUUCCUCGCCGAUGUCAGAGCAAGUUCAAUGUCCAUAUGAUGAAGAAGAGAAUGUAGCAGUUUUUGAUAAUGAGAUUGAGACUGAAGGAGGGGCUGACAAUGAGAUUGAGAUUGAAGUAGGGGCUGACAAUGAAUGCACAUCAGAGGGCAAUGAGAUGGUGCCUACAGUAGGGAUGAAAUUUAAUGACCACAACGAGAUUUAUGAAUUUUACAAAACAUAUGCUUAUACUGUGGGUUUUCCUGUCAGAAAAAGGAAUUCAAAAAAGGGUGAUGAUGGGUUGUUAAAAUAUGUGACAUAUGCUUGUAGUCGAGAAGGUCAGAGAAGCAGUGAAACAAGUAGCUCUUUGAAGCCUACACCAACCAUUAAAAUAGGGUGUUUAGCUAGGAUUACAGCUGCGUCAGAUGUGACAGGAAUAUGGAAAAUUACUAGGGUAAUCUUGGAGCAUAAUCACAAAACAAGUCCAUCAAAAUCUAGGUUGUAUCGAUGUAAUCGACAAUUGAGUGAACAAGUGAAACGAAAGCUUGAAGUAAACGACCUAGCUGGUAUUCCAAUGCACAAAAGUUACAACUCAGCUGUCGUUGAAGCAGGUGGUUACGAGAAUCUAUCAUUUGUUGAGCAGGACUGUAGAAACUAUAUUGAUAGAGUUAGGCGAUUAAGACUUGGGGAGGGAGAUGCAGCUGCAAUACAAGCCUACUUUGCAAAAAUGCAAUCACAGUGUCCUGGUUUUUACUAUAGUUUGGAUUUGGACGAUGAGUCCCGAUUGAAGAAUGUGUUUUGGGCUGAUAAUAGGUGUCGGGAGGCAUAUAAAGAAUUUGGUGAUAUUGUCACAUUCGAUACCACAUACUUGACGAAUAAGUAUGACAUGCCAUUUGCCCCUUUUGUUGGUGUGAAUCAUCACGGGCAAUCGACGUUAUUUGGAUGUGGUUUAGUAUCUAGUGAGGAUACCGAGACAUUUGUUUGGUUGUUUAUGACUUGGCUUCAGUGCAUGGAGGGUCAGGCACCUAUUGGUAUAAUUACUGAUCAGGAUAGGGCUAUGCAAAAUGCCAUUCAAAUUGUUUUUCCGAACACAAGACAUAGAUGGUGUUUGUGGCACAUACUUAAGAAGUUGCCUGAAAAAUUUGGGGGCCACCCUUAUAAGGGUUCAAUACUCUCGACCGUGCACGAAGUGGUCUAUGAGUCGCAAAGUCCGGAAGAAUUUGAACGGGGUUGGCAUUCAUUGAUUGAUAUGUACACAUUGCACAACAAUGAUUGGUUGUCCGGGCUUUUCAGAGAAAGAGGUCGGUGGGUACCUUGUUUUUUGAGAACAAGUUUCUGGGCUGGGAUGUCAACAACGCAACGGAGUGAGAGUAUGAAUGCAUUUUUUGAUGGAUAUGUCAACUCAAAAACCUCGUUGAAGCUAUUCGUUGAACAAUAUGAGCGGGCCUUGAGGAGCAAAGUUGAAAAGGAAUUCCAGGCAGAUUUUAAGUCAUUUUCACAGAUGGUACCGUGUGCAACUAAGUAUUGUAUAGAGAAACAGUUCCAAGAGGUUUACACAAUCUCCAAAUUUAAAGAAUUUCAAGAAGAGCUAACUGGAAAAGUGUAUUGUGAUAUUAUCUCUACCGAGCUGACUUGUCUUGGAACUAGGUAUGAAGUCCAAGAAGAUAUAAUAUUUAACGCAACAACAAAGAGGAAGACUUUUACGGUGAUGUUUGAGGGAGAGAUUGGUCGCAUUGUUUGUAGCUGUCACUUGUUCGAGUUUCGAGGAAUACUUUGCAGACAUGUUAUUUCUGUAUUAAUUCGAAACAAUGUCAAAAUGAUUCCUGAGAGUUAUAUCUUGAGGAGAUGGAGGAAAGAUGUGUGUAGAGCAUACACAAGGGUCAAGAUCAAUUACAGUGGUUGGGUUAGCACUCCUGAGCAGGUAAAAUAUGAUAAAUUGCAAAGUUUAUUUGCCAAGGUUGCAAAUUUAGUAGUGGAUGAUGAGGAACGAACCCGCGAGGUAAUGGAGUUUCUUGAAAAUCAAAUGAACAAUACGAGCAUAUCGAGACGAAGCAUAAGUUCUGACAAUAAUAUCCUUUCCCAAGGCAGUGUUCAAAUCGCAUUUGAUUGUGGCGAAGUUGCAAGGACAUCAUCUAAUCCCAUUUUGGAUCCGCAUUGCGCAAAAACAAAGGGAGCUCCUAGAAAACUUCGUCAAAAGGGCCCAUUGGAAACGAAUACCAUUAAACGGAAAGCGAGCAAAGGAAAGCGGUCAAUGGAAAAUAAUACACAACCAGCACAAGCCGUGGGGCCGAAUUAUCAACCUUGGAAUGCAGCGUAUGGAGUGAAUUGGGUUCCGGCUUAUACAAUGGGUCAACCAUUUAUGCCAUCUUAUUUGCCACCUCGACGACCCCAGGAAGACGAGGUGGGCAUAGAGCUGAUGAACCCUGAUUUGCUCAAAGAGAGGCUGCCUUGA
This is a messenger RNA of Diospyros lotus (date-plum), 2490 nucleotides long. Its product is annotated as protein FAR1-RELATED SEQUENCE 5-like. The transcript is spliced from 4 exons. Lineage: Eukaryota; Viridiplantae; Streptophyta; Magnoliopsida; Ericales; Ebenaceae. The record is from RefSeq and is a predicted model, not a curated record. The coding region runs from base 1 to 2490 and encodes 829 amino acids. Gene Ontology annotation, molecular function: zinc ion binding.